Messenger RNA from Elephantulus edwardii (Cape elephant shrew), 1032 nucleotides. It is a transcript of the gene PDCD2, whose product is annotated as programmed cell death 2. Bases 1 to 1032 code for a protein of 343 amino acids. The record is from RefSeq and is a predicted model, not a curated record. Gene Ontology annotation, cellular component: nucleus; cytoplasm. The transcript has 6 exons. Lineage: Eukaryota; Metazoa; Chordata; Mammalia; Macroscelidea; Macroscelididae.
AUGGCUGCGCUCCCGGCACCGCUCGUGGAGCUUGGCUUUGCCGAGGAAGCUCCCGCGUGGCGCCUGCGCAGCGCGCUCUUUCCCAGCAAGGUGGGAGGGCGGCCGGCGUGGCUGGGCGAGGCGGGCCUGCCGGGGCCCCGGGCGCUGUCCUGUCCUCUCUGCGGCCGCCCGCCGGCCUUCCUGCUGCAGCUGUACGCCCCGCUGCCCGGUCGCGCCGACGCCUUCCACCGCGCGCUUUUCCUCUUCUGCUGCCGCGACCCGUCGUGCUGCGCCGGCCUGCGCGUUUUCAGGAAUCAGCUUCCCCGGAAGAACGACUUUUACUCUUAUGAUCCCCCUUGUGAGGAGCCUCCCAUGGAAACCGAAGAACCUGUGUUUCUCCAGCUCAAGUCCGGUGCUCACCUCUGCCGAGUAUGCGGCUGCUUCGCCCCCAAGACAUGCUCCCGGUGCCACAAGGCACAUUACUGCAGCAAGGAGCACCAGACACUGGACUGGAGGUGGCACCGGCACGCUUGCACACAGGCAGGUGAUUUGGAUGAUUCGAUUCCAGACCACAACUUUCUCUUUCCGGAAUAUGAGAUUGUAAUAGAAAUGGAAGAUGAGUUCCCUCCUGAAGUUCCAGAAGAGAAAGAUGAGAUGGAGCCCGUGGAGAGUAUGGAUGAUGCACUUGAGGAAGAAUUGGAAUCCAUGGCAAAGCAUGAAUCGAAGGAAGACAAAAUUUUCCAGAAGUUUAAAACCCGAAUAGCCCCUGAACCUGAGCAGAUUCUCAGAUACGGCCGUGGAAUUGUUCCUGUCUGGAUUUCUGGUGAAAAUGUCCCUCAGGAAGAGGAUAUUCCAAAUUGUCCUUGUGGCUCAAAGAGACUAUUUGAAUUCCAGGUCAUGCCACAGCUACUGAAUCUGCUCAAGGCCGACAGCCUGGGCCGCAGCAUCGACUGGGGCAUCCUGGCCAUCUUCACCUGUGAGGUCAGCUGUGCUCUGGGCACUGGUUACACAGAGGAAUUUGUGUGGAAGCAAGAUGUGACGGACACAGCCUAA